AUGCCUUCUGGAGAAGUUACCAACGCCAUUCCAGGUCUGGGCAACAAGACACGCAAGGAGGAUGGUAUACCCACUGAAAUCUACAAGUUUUGUGUCGACAAGCUGGUGUCCUGGCGAUUUCAGGCUGUGCAUGAUCCUAGGGUGAGGCCCAACCAAGCCAGAUGCCGUGCUGAGCGCGAAUGUGCACACCAAAUACUCACACUGACACACGUCCUUGAAUUCCGCUAUAGCUACCAACAACCGACGGCCAUCUGCUUUGUUGACUUUGCCACUGCGUUCGAUUCCGUCCAUCGUUAA
This is a messenger RNA of Dibothriocephalus latus, 297 nucleotides long. NCBI's taxonomy places the organism in Eukaryota, Metazoa, Platyhelminthes, Cestoda, Diphyllobothriidea, Diphyllobothriidae. The record is from the annotation of a GenBank genome assembly.